CUUUACGUUACAUCCGUUUUCCAACCGGUUAUUGCGUCGACAUUGAAAGAGAAAAUAAAGUUUCCCGUAAACGUUCUGCGAUUUAGCGAGGUACCACCAGCUAUGACCUCGAUAUAAGGAGUUGGAUAAACCGCGAGGGCCACGGAUCUCCCUACAGAAUGCGAUGGAUAUAAAAAUGAAGAACUUAUUCAACUUAUUCUUGUGUAUCGCUUUGGCUCAGUGUUGCACCGAGUUCUUGAGCAGAUGGAAGAACAUCGUGUGUCCCGCUUUUGUUCCGCAGGAUACCAGAACUGUUUGUAUUAGAAGCGAAAACAUAUUGCUGGUCACUAGAGUCGAUUAUCUUUUCAUCGAUUGCUACGGGACGGUGCCGGAUCGUCGGAUUUUCCAGUGUAUGCAACAACUCGAAAACACAAAUUUACUAAUACGCAAUUGUUAUUCUCACAAUUUUGGGUUGAAUGAACUUUUGUCUGGACAAGUCAUACGUAACUUGGAAAUUGUAUUUAUCACAACCGAACCGAACUACAGGAAAUUGCACAUAGAGAAGAUGCCAUUCGUCAGAAAUAUAACAAUGUACGGAAUAAAUUCCGCAGGAUUAUUCGACCUGACGUUCGAUUUCCAACCCGUCAUCUACGCAUUACAAAUACACUUCUACAAUUUCACUUCUUUUACGCAGACACCUUUUAAAAACCUGACAAACCUUCCAGUUCUGAAAAUAGUAUAUGGAAAACUGGAGUAUCUUCAGGAGAAUCUACUCCUAAACCUGAACGACCUCAAAGUACUAUGCUUGUACAAUAACAGAAUAAAAGAGAUUCCACGUGGAUUCUUUAAAAAUCUCACAUUGUUGAAUCAUCUGGAUAUAUCCUUUAAUCAAAUCGAGAACUUUUCGGAAGAUAUCUUUUCCGAUCUCUUCAGCCUAGAAGUACUUCGGAUCAAAAACAAUAAACUGACGGUUCUUCCGGAAAAUUUGCUCUCUCCCCUCACUCAGUUAAUCAGUCUCGAAAUGAGUGAAAAUAGAGGAAUGAGAAACUUACCCAAAGGAUUCUUAAAAGGCUUGACACGUCUAGAAACAUUUGCAGCAAUGAGAUGCUCUUUAACACAUGUGGAAGAAUCUUUAUUUUCAGACACUAUAUCUCUGAAACACAUCUACCUAGAUUAUAACGACAUCAGAAGUCUCCCGGAAAAAUUGUUCAAUAACACGGAAAAUUUACUCUUUCUGUUUCUAUUUGACAAUAAAUUAUCGACUUUGCCACCUCGUGUAUUUUCCAGCCUAACAAGACUCGGAGUCCUAGACUUAGCGUACAACAGACUGAACCAUUUACAUAAAGAUAUCUUCAAGCACUUAUCAACACUGGUAGUGUUGCGGUUAUCCGAUAACGAUUUGUCCUCCUUGCACCAAGAUACACUUCUACCUCUUUCGAAUUUGUACAUUAUCGACCUAUCAAAUAACAACUUCGAACAUUUACCCGCAAAAUAUCCUUUUGGUUCCAGCAAUUAUUUGCAAAAUGUGAAGAUCAGCAACUCGAAUCUGAAGACUUUUCCUAAUAUUGAUUGGUCGAAUAACAACCUGACUGAAGUCGAUCUAUCCCACAACCAACUUCGGGAAGUCACUCUACCCGUGUUUACCAAGAAGCACACCAAGAUAUUGCUCAACCACAACAACAUCUCCACCAUCUACAUUGACUAUCGACGACAUUCUAACAGUUAUCCAGUGUAUAACGUCACAGGAAACGUCAUCGAGUGCGACUGUCGAAUCAGACAGUUCUUGCGAUUUCUUCACUCUGACGAAAACGCCGUCCGCAUUUUUCCAGAUUCCAAUAUCCUGCGAUGCAAUGGACAUUCCGAAAGGAAACUAACAGAAAUCUGGCCAAUUUACAGUGUCUGUCCGCGGAAAGAGGAGUGUCCUAUCUUUUGCCAGUGCUACCUGACACUAGAAGGACAAACUGCAAUCGAUUGUUCUCGUAGAAAUUUGUCUAAUUCACCCGCGAAUCUUCCUACAAAUGCAACAUUCGUCUUUUUGAACGACAACCACAUUGCCAAUCUGUUCGAAGUAGACGGGACUACGUGGAAAAACGUCACACAUCUCUAUCUUAGUAACAAUUCUCUGACGUCACUGAACGAUUGGGUCGUUCCAGAUAAUCUCCGCUAUUUGGCUCUGGAUGGAAACAAGCUGUCGGAUUUGCCCCCUUCUUUAAUGAAGAGAGUGGAAUAUUCGUCAAACUUCAGCAUUUUUCUUUCCAGAAACAAGUCGAAAUGCGACUGCCAUUCUGUCCAUUUCAAGAAGUGGUUCACGCGGAAUUUGCUUAAGAUCCGUGAUUCCGAGAACGUAACCUGUCAGAGAGUCAAUAGAGUUAAUAAUUCCAUAACACACGAACUCAUUCGUAGUAUUCCACCAGAUAUAUUCUGUUUAGAAGAACCCGUGUUGCCUUUAUGGCAAGUGAUCGUUCUUACAGUUUCGGUAAUAUUCUUAUUGACUUUAUCAGUUCUUGCAGUCGCUUGUUUCCAUUAUCGACUUUCUAUAUUGGCCUUUCUGUACAGUCGAGACGUGUACUUGCCCUGUUUGAAUACAGUUGUAGAAGAAGAAGGUAAACAGUACGACGCUUUUAUAUGUUACAACGGUGCCGAUUCUGCCAUGUUGCAGAAAAUCUUUUUGGCUCAAUUGGUGUUCCUUUGCACGGCAGUAGAGGGGUGGAUCUUCGUCAGCGACCGUUUUGGUUACAUCAGUGCAAAAAUGAAUCGAAUGGUGGAAUGCGAAUCAAACGUUACCUCUUACAUCAACGACUUCGACAGAGCCAUUUAUUUGGAGUGUCGAGGAAAUACUUUCGACGCCGAACAGCUUCGUGUGUGCACUAAUAUUACUUACUUUUCUUUAAUGGUGUUAAGAGAAUGCCUUCUUCCCUCUCCCGACGUCAGAACAUUCCUGGGAGAUGAAAGACUCGAGGAAUUCUUUUUGAUUUCCGAAAACGUCACACCAUAUUCGCAAGUUAGCAUCAAGAACCUUCCGAACCUUCGCAACAUCACUUUAUAUCAUAUGGAAAAUGUCACGUACGAUUUAAAAGACCUAUACAACAUCGAGAGGAUCGCAGUGUUGCGCGUGAUGUCGGAAAAAUUUCCAAACGGAUUAUUCAAUGGGCUCCCAUCGUUAAGAAUGAUUUACGUAGUAUUAGGAAGAAUAAAAAGUUUUCCAGAAGAUGCAUUUCGAGGUUUGAAUAGACUGAAAUCUUUAAAUCUCUUCGACAAUCGUUUAGAGGAUCUUCCGGAGACCCUUUUCCGUGGAUUGCGAUCUCUAGAAGUACUUAAUCUAUACGGAAACUUGCUGACUUUUCUUCCUCACGCGAUAUUUAGGGGACUGUCGAGCCUUAAAAAGCUUUUUUUGAACGACAAUCGUUUAAAUAUUCUUUUCCCUUCCCUAUUUACAGAUAAUUUUAAUUUGGUAGUUCUGAGCAUAAGCAACAACAGUUUCCGUUUUCUACCGGAAAUACUAUUGCAAAACGUCUCAAAAUUACAGAGUUUCAGUGCCUGCAACUGCGACAUCAGUGACUUACACCAAAAGAUAUUUUCCACUUGUUUUGACUUAACUAAAGUUCGAAUUUGCGAAAAUCGAAUCGAUCGUCUACACCCCGAUUUGUUUGUAAAUAACGUGUUAAUCGAGAUUAUUGAUUUACACCACAACCAUUUGCAAGAAUUACCUUCCAACGUGUUCCGUGGAAACAAACGGCUGCAGGAACUGAAUUUAAGCAACAAUCUUCUGACCAAAAUUCCUUUCGAGGUAUUUUCGGACAUUCAAAAUAUUAAACAAUUGUUUUUAACUGGAAACAGAAUAACGAAGACUAAGGAGGAAAAGUUCGACGUCUUGAAAAAUCUGCGAAUGUUGUAUCUGGACAACAAUCCUCUGGGUUCUUUACCGGAGCCGACACCGUUCGGAAGACUGCCACGUUUGACAUUAUUGGAGCUUUCCAACACAUCCUUCACACAGUUUCCUCGAAUGGACUGGAGCGCGUAUAACAUCUCGCAGCUCAGACUGAAUGACAAUCGCCUGUCGAUUCUUCGCACCGAAGACCUCCCUCCGGAUAAUCGCACUAUAAUUUUUUUGACGGGCAAUAAUAUCACUACAGUCAAGGGAAAAAUCACUAGGAAUAUGAAUAACGUUACUCUCUGUGGCAACCCGUUCCGGUGUGACUGCGCUUUGAGGAAUUUCGUCGAAAAAGUUCAGUUUUUGGAAAACGGUCGAUCGCUGCUUUGCUAUUCUCCUUCUGACUUGAGAAACAAGACUUUCCAGGAACUGAUUCCUUCCUACGUGGUGUGUCCCGUUGUAGAACAUUGCCCAGCGAAGUGUCGCUGUUACUUAUUUAAAGGCUUUUCGGUCAUGGUGAAUUGUUCUUUCUCCAAUAUUUCCCAUUCUCCUGCAAUACUUCCCGAAAACACCACAAUAGUUCACCUGGAAUACAACUCUCUUUUCACAAUGAAAAUUACAGACAGUUGGUCAGGAGUGGAUGAACUGUACUUGGACCACAAUCGUUUGGAACCUUCCGAGGAUUGGACGUUUCCUUCUUCCUUGAAAUUUCUCACUCUUCGAUACAACGGUCUGCAAGAUUUUCCUGCAAAAUUUUUGCAAUACGUAAGUGAUUCUUCUUACAUUCGAGUAGACAUUAGAAACAAUGCAUUUUGGUGCAAUUGUUCUUUCAAACCUUUCAAAUUGUGGUUGAAUCACAACGUUCAUAAGAUUGUGAAAGUCGAAGAAGUGAAAUGCAAUAGAUUGUUGUCGGAGAACAACACCGUUAUCGUGUCUUCCAUAUUGAAUUUUCCGGAUGAUGCGUUUUGUUUGCCUCUUUUCCUCGCAUCGAACGUUCCUCUGAUCGUUUCCGGUUCCCUGUUCUCUGUGGUAAUAGUUGUAACAAUGGUGUUCGCUUUCUUAUUUCUAAAAUACAGAAACACGAUCUUGGCUUACGUGUACGUGCAUUUCCCUUUGCUGUACUGCUGCAAGAUUUCCGAACUGGACAAAGAUAAGGCGUUCGAUGCCUUCAUUUCUUAUUCCGGCAGCGACAGGGAUAUCGUCAUGUGUUUGUUGAAGGAACUGGAAGAAAAUGCUCCAUUCUUUAAGCUGUGCAUCCACGAGCGCGAUUGGAUACCUGGUUGUGACGUAAUAUGUCAGAUAGAAGCUUCAAUUAGAAACAGUAAGAAGACGAUAUUGCUCCUGUCCGAAGAAUUCCUGAACAGCGUGUGGUGUCAAGCGGAGUUUCAAGUGGCCUUGGUACAGUCUUUGGAGGAUAAGAUGGAAAGGAUGAUCUUUGUAUUGAAGGAUAUUUCGGUGUGUGACGUAGUUCCCGCGGACAUGCGCGAGUUGCUACUCAGCAGGACCUACCUGGUGUGGGGCGAAAGAUGGUUUUGGGAGAAGUUGAGAUACGCCUUACCUCGUUACUCGACUGAUAAACCGUUACAUCAUGAAGUUCACGAUGUGGAUAGAAUGAUCGCGGAAUUAAGAAGCGAUCAUUCUAUUUGA
This is a messenger RNA of Centruroides sculpturatus (bark scorpion), 5497 nucleotides long. RefSeq lists its product as uncharacterized. Gene Ontology annotation, molecular function: protein binding. The record is from RefSeq and is a predicted model, not a curated record. Gene Ontology annotation, biological process: signal transduction. Lineage: Eukaryota; Metazoa; Arthropoda; Arachnida; Scorpiones; Buthidae.